Molecule: messenger RNA, 237 nt
Organism: Anisakis simplex (herring worm)
Lineage: Eukaryota; Metazoa; Nematoda; Chromadorea; Rhabditida; Anisakidae
Source: the annotation of a GenBank genome assembly
GAACGGAUAAAUUCGAAUUCAUCAGAUUCAGAUGAGCAGAGUGAGUCGUCCACGUCAGAUAGCGAUGAAUCUGAUGGAGAGUCUGAUGAUGAUAACAUUAAGGUCAAAAGGGAAGCGGAAACGUCCGAAGAUGACGAUUCAGAUGAAGAAGAUAACGAGCGUGGUCUUAUAUGCGCGUUGUGUUUGAAUCAACGUGAAGCGGUUAGAAAUGAAGAGGUGAUUCAGUGUGAUCGGUAA